Messenger RNA from Pelmatolapia mariae (spotted tilapia), 828 nucleotides. RefSeq names its product transmembrane protein 41A-B-like. The transcript is spliced from 5 exons. NCBI's taxonomy places the organism in Eukaryota, Metazoa, Chordata, Actinopteri, Cichliformes, Cichlidae. The coding region runs from base 1 to 828 and encodes 275 amino acids. The record is from RefSeq and is a predicted model, not a curated record.
AUGCGCUCCUUAACGGGACUGGCUGCCAUUGUCGGGGCGGCAAGUGUCUACCUCUACCUGCUGUCCACGCAUCUUCCCCCGGGACCCAAGCAGCUCCAGCCUGGCUCCCAAGGGGAGCACGAGGAGGUCCAGGAGUACAGGCUAAAGUUCCCAUCUGACCUGGACGAGCUACGGGAGCUUGCAGAGAUGCUCAAGUUUUACAAAAGACAACAUUACGCCUAUGUUCUGUUGCUCUUCUGUAGCGCAUACCUGUACAAACAGUCUUUUGCCAUACCUGGCUCCUCCUUUCUGAACAUGUUAGCUGGUGCAAUAUUCGGGCCCUGGGAGGGUCUGGCGUUGGCCUGCAUGCUCGCCACCACAGGCUCCACGUUCUGCUUCCUGCUAUCUGCAGCAUUUGGAAAGCAGUAUGUGGUGUACCUCUUCCCUGAGAAGGUGGCCCUGCUGCAGAGGAAGGUGGAGGAAAACCGCAGCAGUUUGUUCUUUUUCCUCCUUUUCCUUCGUUUCUUCCCUAUGACUCCUAACUGGUUCCUUAACAUCACCUGUCCUGUUCUCAACAUCCCUAUGCAUAUUUUCUUUUUCUCCGUGUUCAUAGGUUUGAUCCCCUACAACUUCAUAUGUGUUCGCACCGGAGCCAUCCUCUCAGAGAUCUCCUCACUGGAUGACAUAUUCUCCUGGGGGACGCUGGCUCAGCUCCUCGCCAUCGCCCUCGUGGCCCUCGUACCCGGAGCACUGAUUAAACAAUACAGCAAAGGUCGCCUCAAAGUGGAUGGCAUGGAUAGCAACGGAAUCAGUGAGACUGAUAUGAAGCAGGAACGGAAGAGGCGAUGA